GCUUCUUCGGGCUGAGGAGGAAGUAGUGCACCUCAGCACUAUCCCAAGACUGCUGGCAACAGCGAGUUCCUGGGGAAAACCCCAGGGCAAAACGCUCAGAAAUGGAUUCCUGCAGGAAGCACUAGAUGAGAUGACAACUCUGCAGCAAACAACUCCGCAAAUGAAAAAGAACGACAUGAUGCAAUCUUCAGGAAAGUAAGAGGCAUACUAAAUAAGCUUACUCCUGAAAAGUUUGACAAGCUAUGCCUUGAGCUCCUCAAUGUGGGUGUAGAGUCUAAACUCAUCCUUAAAGGGGUCAUACUGCUGUUUGUGGACAAAGCCCUAGAAGAGCCAAAGUAUAGCUCACUGUAUGCUCAGCUAUGUCUGCGAUUGGCAGAAGAUGCACCAAACUUUGAUGGCCCAGCAGCAGAGGGUCAACCAGGACAGAAGCAAAGCACAACAUUCAGACGCCUCUUGAUUUCCAAAUUGCAAGAUGAAUUUGAAAACCGAACCAGAAAUGUUGAUGUCUAUGAUAAGCGUGAAAAUCCCCUCCUCCCUGAGGAGGAGGAACAGAGAGCCAUUGCUAAGAUCAAGAUGUUGGGGAACAUCAAAUUCAUUGGAGAACUUGGCAAGCUUGAUCUUAUUCAUGAAUCUAUCCUUCAUAAGUGCAUCAAAACACUUUUGGAAAAGAAGAAGAGAGUCCAACUCAAAGAUAUGGGAGAGGAUUUGGAGUGCCUCUGUCAGAUAAUGAGGACAGUGGGACCUCGAUUAGACCAUGAACGAGCCAAGUCCUUAAUGGAUCAGUACUUUGCCAGAAUGUGUUCCUUAAUGUUAAGUAAGGAAUUGCCAGCCAGGAUUCGUUUCCUACUGCAGGAUACCGUAGAGUUGCGAGAGCACCAUUGGGUUCCUCGCAAGGCUUUUCUUGACAAUGGACCAAAGACGAUCAAUCAAAUCCGUCAAGAUGCAGUAAAAGAUCUAGGAGUGUUUAUUCCUGCUCCUAUGGCUCAAGGGAGGAAUGACUUCUUCCUGGAGGGACCGUUCAUGCCGCCAAGGAUGAAAAUGGAUAGGGACCCACUUGGGGGACUCGCUGAUAUGUUUGGACAAAUGCCAGGUUGUGGAAUUGGUACUGGUCCAGGAGUUAUCCAGGAUAGAUUUUCACCCACAAUGGGACGUCAUCGUUCAAAUCAGCUCUUCAAUGGCCAUGGGGGACACAUCAUGCCUCCCACGCAAUCGCAGUUUGGAGAGAUGGGGGGCAAGUUUAUGAAAAGCCAGGGGCUAAGCCAGCUCUACCAUAACCAGAGUCAGGGACUCUUAUCCCAGCUGCAAGGACAGUCGAAGGAUAUGCCACCUCGGUUUUCUAAGAAAGGACAGCUUAAUGCAGAUGAGAUUAGUUUGAGGCCUGCUCAGUCGUUUCUAAUGAAUAAAAAUCAGGUGCCAAAGCUUCAGCCCCAGAUAACUAUGAUUCCUCCCAGUGCACAGCCACCACGCACUCAAACACCACCUCUGGGACAGACACCUCAACUUGGUCUCAAAACUAAUCCACCACUUAUUCAGGAAAAGCCUGCCAAGACUAGCAAAAAGCCACCACCAUCAAAGGAAGAACUACUUAAACUGACCGAAGCUGUUGUAACUGAGUAUCUGAACAGUGGAAAUGCCAACGACGCUGUCAGUGGUGUGAGAGAAAUGAGAGCUCCAAAACACUUUCUUCCUGAGAUGUUAAGCAAAGUGAUCAUCCUGUCACUUGAUAGAAGUGAUGAAGAUAAAGAAAAAGCAAGCUCUUUGAUCAGUUUACUCAAACAGGAAGGGAUAGCCACAAGUGACAACUUUAUGCAGGCUUUCCUGAAUGUAUUGGAGCAGUGCCCCAAACUGGAGGUUGACAUCCCCUUGGAGAAAUCUUACUUGGCACAGUUUGCGGCUCGUGCUAUAAUUUCAGAGUUGGUGAGCAUUUCAGAACUAGCUCAACCACUGGAGAGUGGCACCCACUUCCCUCUCUUCUUACUUUGUGUUCAACAAUUAGCUAACUUACAAGACCAAGAAUGGUUAACCGAACUUCUUCAACAAAGCAAGGUCAAUAUGCAGAAAAUGCUGCCAGAAAUUGAUCAGAAUAAGGAUCGAAUGUUGGAGAUUUUGGAAGGAAAGGGACUGAGUUUCUUAUUCCCACUCCUUAAAUUGGAGAAGGAACUAUUGAAGCAAAUUAAGCUGGAUCCAUCCCCUCAAACUAUAUAUAAAUGGAUAAAAGAUAACAUCUCUCCCAAACUUCAUGUAGAUAAAGGAUUUGUGAACAUCUUAAUGACCAGCUUCUUACAGUACAUUUCUAGUGAAGUUAGCCCACCCAGCGAUGAAACAGAUUCUUCCUCUGCUCCUUCCAAAGAACAGUUAGAGCAGGAAAAACAGCUGCUGCUCUCUUUUAAGCCAGUGAUGCAGAAGUUUCUUCAUAAUCAUGUGGAUCUACAGGUCAGUGCCCUGUAUGCUUUGCAGGUGCACUGUUACAACAGCAGAUUCCCAAAAGGCAUGUUACUUCGAUUUUUUGUUCAUUUCUAUGACAUGGAAAUUAUUGAAGAGGAAGCUUUCUUAGCUUGGAAGGAAGACAUAACUCAAGAGUUUCCAGGAAAAGGCAAGGCUUUGUUCCAGGUGAAUCAGUGGCUAACUUGGCUAGAAACUGCUGAAGAAGAAGAAUCAGAGGAAGAAGCUGACUAAAGAACCAGCCAAAGCCUUAAAUUGUGCAAAACAUACUGUUGCUAUGAUGUAACUGCAUUAGACCUAACCACUGCGAAAAUUCAUUCCGCUGUAACGUUUUUCACAAUAUUUAAAGCAGAAGCAUGUCAGUAAGGUUUCCUUCUGCAUAAGGUUUUUGUAGUAUGAUGUCUUAAUCAUAGUCUACCAUCAAAUACUUUAGGAGUAUCCAUAAUGUUUAGAUAGAAUAUUAGCAGCAUGCAAUAAUUACAUCCUAAGCUCUCAAGCAGAGGCAGUCUAUUGCAAGGACCUUCUUUGCUGCCAGUUACCAUAGGCUGUUUUAAGUUAGAAAACUGAAUAGCAACACUGAAUACUGUAGAGAUGCACUUUGCUCAGUAAUACUUGAGUUGUUGCAAUAUUUGAUUAUCCAUUUGGUUGUUACAGAAAAAUUCUUAACUGUAAUUGAUGGUUGUUGCCGUAAUAGUAUAUUGCCUGUAUUUCUACCUCUAGUAAUGGGCAUUAUGUGCUAGAUUUUAAUAUCCUUGAGCCUGGGCAAGUGCACAAGUCUUUUUAAAAGAAACAUGGUUUACUUGCACAAAACUGAUCAGUUUGAGAGAUCAUUAAUGCCCUUGAGUGGUUUUUGUGGGUGUGAAACAAAUGGUGAGAAUUUGAAUUGGUCCCUCUUAUUAUAGUAUUGAAAUUAAGUCUACUUAAUUUAUCAAGUCAUGUUCAUGCCCUGAUUUUAUAUUUUAUAUACUUGUAUCUAUCAAUAAACAUUGUGAUACUUGAAAAAAAACAUGAUACCGUGAGUUUAGUGUGACGCGUUUUUUUCUGAACAGUGCUGAAGAAUAAAAAAACCAUUUUACUAGUCUUUAUACUAAGUAUAGAAAUAAUGGCCAUUCGUGCAGGUGUUUGGAACCUAAAUAUUUGCACCUGAAAAUAAUAGAAACCAUAUUUCCUUAAUAAAAUUUAAGGAAAAUAUAUUUUAACAUACUGAUUAAAUCUUAUUUUAAUGCAGACCUAAUAUCAGAUUCAUCAGUGAGUAAGAAUCCCGAUUCUACACAAAGAAAUUGAAUUGAUUCUGUUUUUUUCAAGAGAAGAAAUUGCUUCUUGUGGUUAUAAAGGCAGGUAAGGAGAAACUAAGUUAGUUCUAUUUCUUAAUGGAUAGUUGAUUUUUUUUUAUAUUUUUAGAAAGAUAAAGCCUCGCAAGUCAGUUCUACAAUUUCCACUUAUGAAAUAUAUAUUACAAAGGAAAUAUUUUAGUCUGAGUCCUUCAUCUAUACUACCAUGUAAAGAAUUUUAAAUAACAUAAUAGUCCCUAGUGAUCCUCCAGUGAAACCCAAAAUAAUAAUAAUAAUAAUAAUAAUAAUAAUAAUAAUAAUAAGAAGAAGAAGAAGAAGAAGAAUAGGCAUUGUCAUGUUUAUCUUCCAUCCGGUAUAAAAUGGUAAGAAAUUGAAAGCUACAUUUGUCUUUUUCUUUUUCUUUUUUUAUUUGAAUGGCAUUGGCGGGGCCUUAUUAGUCAGUCUUUACAAAUAAGCAAAACUCGCCACACAACUGUUCAUAACUGUCCUUCUGGACAGUCUGUCUUUUCACAGACACAGUCACUUACAUUCAAGAAAACACACAGAAAAUUAAGCUGAAACUCGAUUUCCUUAUAAAUUAAAAGUAAACGAUUUUCUACCAUUGCUGAUGACCAAUGUUGGCAUCUGUGUGGUGGGUAAAAUGAAGCAGGGAGCCUUCCGAUGGGCGUCAGUGCUUAAAGUUACUGAUGGGGGUGGAUCCAGACACCUAUGGGGAUGCUGCAGCAGGCAGCCAGCGACUAGAGAUGUUACUCAACAGACAGUUUUCUGAGGGAGCAAAGCUUAAGUUACUGGGGGGUUGGCACUCUCUAUGAUCAGCGAAAAACCUAUGAACUCUUAACUCCUUGGGGUCAGUGAGAAAGACCAGGGAAGAGAGAAAAUUCACACACACACACACACACACACACACACACACACACACACACACUCACACGCACACACAGAGUUGAUGGUAGAAGGAACAGUGUUCCAGCCCAUCAUACACAAGCCUUAACAGAUACACAUAGUUGAUGGAUGCCCUAACCCUUGUGCUUUAUUGUUUGUUCCAUCACUUAUAUGUCCCAGCCAAGUCUUUGAAGCAUCAUUAAAUCACAAGGUAAUUGUUUUAGUUUUCUUCUAGACAAAGACAGGAGUAAUUAUUUCAUUAUUUAUCCUUAAAAAGUAUUCUUAAAAGACUCACAGAUCUAACCACUUAUUUUAAAAAUCAGUCAUAUCUACUUUAAAUCCUCAGAAUGAGUAUCUACUCAAGAGCAAUUCUUAAUAAAUCUCAUCAGGAAGCUGAGGGCAAAAAUGUGUAUAAGAAAUCAAUUGUUAGUGCCAGAGAUGUUGGCCAGUGAGUGAUUUGAGGCACCUUGAAGUUUUCCCAUAAUUCUUAGAUUAUGAGGAACAUGCUGGCAGUGAACAGAGCAGAACUCCAUAAAAGCAUCAAGUCCUCAGGACACACAGCUCUCAGGACACAUAGUCCUUGGAGCUGUCACACUGAGGUCGCACCCACAGGACUAUGGUAAUCGGGGGGGGGGGGCAUGCGGGGGGGAGGACGGUGCAUACUACAUCCUAUCUCCAUUUUAAAGUUGAUAAAUAGUUUAUUUCAUUUACAUGAAAAAUGCAUGGAGCUUGGGAUUUGCUUCUCAAUAACUUAAGAGGUUUCUUAUUUGUUUGUGGUUCUCUGUGGUGAUGUGAAUGUUAAGAAAAUCCCAGAAGCCACUGAGUACUAACAGAGUAUUAUUUAUUCUUCUGCUCUUAGCAAGAGGGCAAGAAACACCUGUAGCUGUUUCUUAAGCAGGAAUAUGUUCAGUGAAUUUCUUUAGUGUUUUACAGUUUUCAUGGCACACAUUCCUUUGUCAUAUUUAUUUCAAGUAUUUUGUUGUUUUGUUUUGUUUUAGUUACUGAGAAUAGUAUUGUCCCCUUGCUUUCUGUGUUUGUCUUUGUAUAUAAAAAGGAUAAUGAUUCCUGUGCUUUAACUCUGUGUUUUUCAACUUUUAUCAACAUUUAUCAGCUCUAGGAGUUUUUUUUUUAUGAUUUAGUUUUUAUGUAUAGAAUCUUAAAACCUGAAAAUAAACAUAUAUUGAUUUCUUCCCUU
Messenger RNA from Rattus norvegicus (Norway rat), 5811 nucleotides. The record is from RefSeq and is a predicted model, not a curated record. NCBI's taxonomy places the organism in Eukaryota, Metazoa, Chordata, Mammalia, Rodentia, Muridae.